This is a messenger RNA of Aphanomyces invadans, 1743 nucleotides long. RefSeq lists its product as hypothetical. The transcript has 5 exons. NCBI's taxonomy places the organism in Eukaryota, Oomycota, Saprolegniomycetes, Saprolegniales, Verrucalvaceae. The record is from RefSeq and is a predicted model, not a curated record. The coding region runs from base 174 to 1694 and encodes 506 amino acids. Gene Ontology annotation, biological process: protein palmitoylation. Gene Ontology annotation, cellular component: Golgi membrane. Gene Ontology annotation, molecular function: palmitoyltransferase activity; protein binding.
UGCAGACAAUUGCGCCGCAGCUUCAUCGCGAUGAACAUUCGGUGUGGCCUUCCAGCUCCCCUGCGCUACCGAUCGGCUCGACAUUCGCACUGGACGGCCAGCCUCGGGCACGUCGUAGCUCCGUAGAUGCUACCCACUCAUCACCGCCGGACCUGGCCUCGUCCGAUAUCGACAUGACGAUGGAGCUCGUGCACUUGACUCUAAUGAAGAGCCCAACAUGGGUGAAUGCAUCUGAUGCGAAUCAAUGCUCCCUCUUGCAUUGGGUCGCGCAGCGGGGGGCGGCACCCCUCGUCCAGCUUCUGAUCGACCACGGGGCGGCCAUUGACGCGAUUGACCACAACGGGCUGUCACCAGUGCACUGGGCUGCCGCCGCCAACAACGUGGCCGUGCUGCGAGCGUUCGUACAGGCGCAUCGAGAGGUUUUGAACGCCCCCGACGCGCGCAAGCUGCGCACGCCGUUGAUUUUCGCAGCCCAGCACGGUCACAUCGCGGCGGCAGUGUAUUUGCUCCGGCUUGGUGCCGACGCUGCACUUCUUGACAAAGCGGGGGACUCUAUGGUACACUGGGCAGCGUACAAGGGCAACGUCGAGCUCCUCCGCCUGUGCUACGCCUACGCUGACACCCUUGGCCUCGACACGGCGCUUUUUCACAUGGCCGAUUCGUGCAGGCAGACGCCGCUGCACCUUGCGGCACUUUGCGGCCAUGCACAAGUGAUCGCUUUCCUCGUUGACGACGUCCAUGUGCAGAUGGAACGUGAGGACGUGAACGGCCAGACACCGCUCAUGCUCGCGCGCUCCAAGGGACACUUGGUUGCUGCAGCGAUCCUCCAGGCCCGGCUACGACGCAACGUCAUCCGCUCUGUGCGGCAUGUCCUUCGAGCCUUCUGCCCUCGAUUCUUUACGCGCGUGCCACUGUAUUUCCAAGCGGGGAAUCUGGUCCUCGUACCGUGCUGGUACGGCGGCGUGUUUUGGCACUGGAAUGCACUGAGAGGCACCAUGACGUGGCACUCUGUGCUGCUUGCAUUCACGUGGUUUUUCUUUGGAUGUGCGGCAUGGCUCGAUCCAGGCACCGUGGCGCACGACCACCACUGCGCCGAGCGGUACGCGACCACCAUGCACCAUCUCAUGAGCCCAGACUUUGCUGGCGACUGCAACAACGCCCCAAGAAACGACGACGCUGCGCUGGACGCGACGCUGCGCCGCUUCUGUCAUACCUGCCAUGUCGAUCAACCACCCCGAGCCAAGCACUGCAAUGCAUGCAACAAGUGCGUGGCAGUGUUCGACCACCACUGCCCUCUUCUGGGCACCUGCGUUGGCCGCAACAACUACACGUUCUUCCUGGCCUUCACGGCGUGCAUGGGGAUUGCAUCAUUGUGGUUGGCGUGGAUGUGGCACACUCUUUGGACGCACUUGGAUCGUCGCGCGACUGCGUGGUGCAUCGUUGCUGUCAUUUACUACACGCUCAUCGGUCUGUGGGCGAUGGGGUUACUGGCAUUCCACCUGGUCUUGGCCGCCAACAACCACACAACGUACUCGUUCCGACAGCACGGCGACAUGCAAGGCCACCGCGAGUCCUGGCGACAAAACUGCAUCGACCGGCUGUGCGUAAGCGUGCAUCACUAUUGCGAUCAUGUGGCGCGGGACCGGCGCCAGUCGACCCACGAUGGCAAGGUCCGGCAUCGCCAUGCGGGGUAGCAAUUGAAUGUCUGUUGAACGUGUUGCCAAAUGGAUGCUUACACUAUUU